AAAAUCAUUAACUGGCUGAAAAUCAUAUUCGAUUCCGGCGUGUUCGGCGAUCGACGAGUAUUGCGUCAGUUUUUUCGGCAUUUUUCCUUCAUCCCUGCAUUUAUCCUAGGCAUAGUCGGCAAUGGCGCAAAGCAAGCUGAACGAUCUUGCCGGAAAACUGGGCAAAGGUGGGCCCAAGGGACUGGGAACGGGCCUCAAAGUGCUGGGCCUCUUUGCUGCCGGUGCCUACGGAGCAAGCCAGUCAGUUUUCACAGUUGAGGGCGGUCACAGAGCCAUCAUCUUCAGCAGGAUUGGCGGCGUCCAAAACGACGUCUUCGCGGAGGGCAUGCAUUUCAGAAUUCCCUGGUUCCAGUAUCCCAUUAUUUACGACAUCAGAUCGAGACCGAGAAAGAUUUCCUCCCCGACUGGCAGCAAAGAUUUGCAAAUGGUGAACAUUUCGCUGCGAGUUUUGUCCAGGCCAGAUUCCAUCUCCCUUCCCUCAAUGUACCGUCAAUUGGGCCUCGACUACGACGAGAAGGUCCUGCCCUCAAUUUGCAACGAGGUUCUCAAAAGCGUGGUCGCCAAAUUCAAUGCCUCUCAGCUCAUUACACAGCGUCAGCAGGUGUCUUUGCUUGUGAGGCGAGAACUGACCGAAAGAGCGAGAGACUUCAACAUCAUCCUGGACGACGUGUCCAUUACUGAGCUCAGUUUUGGAAAGGAAUACACACAGGCCGUUGAGGCCAAGCAGGUGGCGCAGCAGGAGGCCCAAAGGGCAGCUUUCGUCGUGGACAGGGCGAUUCAGGAGAAGCAACAGAAGAUUGUCCAGGCCGAGGGUGAAGCCGACGCGGCCAAACUGUUGGGUGAGGCAAUUUCCACCAAUCCUGGUUACUUGAAGCUGAGGAAGAUCCGAGCGUCCCAAGCCAUUGCCAGAACGAUUGCCCAGUCGCAGAACAAGGUUUAUCUGCAGGGCAGCAACCUGAUGCUGAACCUUUGCGAUCCGUCAUUCGACGAAGCUUCGGAGAAGCUCAUAGAUGGCAAGGCAAAUAAUCGGAGCUUGUCUUUAGGACAGAUAAGUGAACAAACCGCUCGCAGCGUGGCUAAUAAUUAGUUCUAGGAAGUCAUCCGUUGAAGAUCCAACAGGAGUCUAAAGAUAAUUAGCUUUAUUGUAUUACUUCGAAAAUGCCAGUAGGUGAACUGAAGAUAUAAAUAAGUUAAAAGUCUGCUAAAUGGCCACAAAAGUUACCUUAUCUCGAAAGUGGAAAUUGAAGCUGGAUCGAAACAUUCUGCAAUUAUUCUUGUUUGACAAUAUAAUCAGCAGCUUUUAUGAAUUUUGUGCGAAACUCCAUUUCCCAAAUUUUGAAUAAAAUCUGGUAAACGGCAAAAGUUCUUGAGUAUUACGAUGAGUAGAGAACAUUAGAAGGCGCUUAAGUAGUGUGUGUGCAAAUUAUGGUCCCAAAUGAAUAAGUUCAAAAGCGGAAUUAGAUUCUUUGACAAAUUUAUAGCUGUGGCUGCACGCAGCCCACGCAGGCCUAUAAGUAGUGUUGGCAAAAGCCUGGCGGUCUUACAAGCCUUUCAAAAAUUCCAAUCUCAGUUCGGCUGUUCCUUGAGAUUUGUCGGAACAUGAUUUACAACUUAUAAUUGCAUUAAAUGAGAUUAAUAAUAUUUCAUGACUAUUGCAUAGGCUUAAUUACUUCUUAAUACAAGAAUCAUAAUAAAUAUUUAUGUAAUUUAUGA
Neocloeon triangulifer is the source of this 1713-nucleotide messenger RNA. It is a transcript of the gene Phb2, whose product is annotated as prohibitin-2. Gene Ontology annotation, biological process: mitochondrion organization. Gene Ontology annotation, cellular component: membrane; mitochondrion. Bases 122 to 1087 code for a protein of 321 amino acids. NCBI's taxonomy places the organism in Eukaryota, Metazoa, Arthropoda, Insecta, Ephemeroptera, Baetidae. The record is from RefSeq and is a predicted model, not a curated record. The transcript has 8 exons.